Blepharisma stoltei is the source of this 1212-nucleotide messenger RNA. The record is from the annotation of a GenBank genome assembly. Lineage: Eukaryota; Ciliophora; Heterotrichea; Heterotrichida; Blepharismidae.
AUGGAAGCAAAAAGACAAGAAAUGAAGUUAGCACUUAUUGGCAUGGGAUUUGAGGAAAGUAAGGUUGAUAAUGUGUUAAUGCUAACAGAUGACUUUGAAGACGCAGUCACUUAUUUGACUGAAGGCAUCAAUGCCAAUCAAAUAGCUCUUUCUAUAAAAAACAACAUUAUUUCUCAGCUCAAAGAAAUGGGAUUCUCUUCAGACAUUGCAAACAUGGCUGCAGAACGAUACAAAAUAAUUAGAGAAGCAGCAGAGUUUGCUACCAACGCUUCCAUGUGAGAUCUUCAAGGCGAUAGGCCUCAAUACAACCUUCGUCCAAUCAUACCUCCUCCUCUUCCCGCUCCGCUUCCCAACACUAAGCAGAGAAUUGUGGACCAACUCAGAGAGUUCGGUUUUGACAAUGCCAAAGCUCAAGAAAUCUCGAAUAAAUUCAACAAUUAUGAGGAAGCAAUAGAAUAUGCUACUAGCACAAUACACUUAAACCAAGCACCUCAGCCCCCACAAAUAGAGCCAGAACGGCUAUAUCUUAUUUGAUUGGAAUAUUUUGAUAGGAUAGCUUGAAGGUUUUGAUAGUGAGAUAUUUACACUGAUAAGCCACUAUGAGAAAAAUAAAUUUUUAAUGGAUAAUACAGUAGCAAAACUUUCGGAGCAAAAGCAUGCAUCAAGCCAGAACCGAAUCCACAAGAAUACGAAGACCCUGAAAACGAGCUUGAUAUAAGAGACAUUAGUAUUAACCUUUACCGCUCAGGGAUUCCUGCUGAGGAAGCAUUUGCAAGGAUAUUGCAGUGGCUUGGGAAUGAAUAUGUGGAAGAUCAUCAAAUUGUGGAAGUUCCUCAUCCAUUCCCAUCACGAACAAUUGCUCGAAGAGACUUUUAUGGUCAAAAUCCCCAAGCUCAAUCUAUAUAUAUAUCUCCAGAGUCAAUCAAUAUUGAAGGAAGAAAAAUUCGAGGAACGUCAAGAGAAGAAAUUAUCGACAUUCUUGGAGAGCUGUACCCUCCCAAAGGAGCUUCAGAAGAAGCUAAGAGCAAAAUUUCAGAAAUUUUGUACAGAAAUUCGAUGAGUCAAAAGGAAUGCGUAAUUUGUCAAGAAGAUUUUAAGCACAAUGAUCGGCUAUUUCAAUUGCCCUGCUCUCACAUUUACCAUAAGAAAUGCAUAACUAAGUGGCUCGCAAUGAGCGAAGCUUGUCCAGUUGAUAACCUUAAAAUUGAGUAA